CGUCCAUUCAUUCAUUCUUCGGAUCUGGCUAGAAAACGCGCGCCGGUACAUUUUCACAUGUGUUCUGCGUGGUCUAAGUUACUGAAAAUUUCCGGACAAAGAAUCGAAGCAUUCAUCUUCAUUGAAAGAGUAAUUUAAACACUUUGGCCGGUCAGAUUCUCGGCGACAGUCAGUAAUACUUAAACAUUGUCUACCAGUACUUCAUCUUGGAAUAGACCUCUACAGAAGUGUACAGCACUGACAGUGGAGUUCGGUUUGUGGUAGAUCUUUGAUUGUGCCUUUAGUUUCAUCAUGCCAAAGAAGAGGGUACCUAGGGGAAAGGCCGGAGCAGCCAAGAAAGCAGAAACAAAUGGCACCACCAACGGUGCUACCAACGGCACUACCAAUGGGGUAACAAAUGGAGUGAAUGGUAUCGCCGAUGACCUCCACGAUGUUGACCUCGGUGCAGGUAACAGGUCAUGUACAGGUGUAUUACAGUCGCAUCCGGCCAGUUGUGAUCUUAAGAUCACUGACGUCACACUGACAUUCCACGGCGUCGAACUGUUCGUAGAUUCUACAGUUGAGCUCAAUGCCGGCAGGCGGUAUGGUCUUCUAGGUCUUAAUGGUUCCGGCAAGUCCACUCUGUUGCACGCGAUCGGGAAGCGAGAGGUCCCCAUCCCCCAUCACAUGGAUAUCUUCCAUCUGACGAAGGAGAUUGGAGCCAGUGAUAAGACCGCCCUGCAGUGUGUGUUAGAGGUAGACGCCGAGAGGAUACGACUGGAGAGGGAGGCAGACGACCUGUCACAUUUGGAGGGCCCAGAGGCUGAAGACAGACUGAUGGACAUCUUCGCACGUCUGGACGAACUGGAUGCUGACAAGGCAGAGGUCAACGCAGGUCGUAUCCUCCACGGUCUCGGCUUUACGAAGGACAUGAUGAAGACAAAGACAAAAGACUUUUCAGGAGGGUGGCGUAUGAGGAUAUCUCUCGCGAGGGCGCUGUUCGUGAAGCCCCAUUUACUACUGCUCGAUGAACCCACGAAUCAUCUCGAUCUAGAAGCCUGUGUGUGGCUGGAAGAGGAGUUGAAAGAGUACAAGAGGAUAUUGGUUCUAGUUUCACACUCCCAGGACUUCUUGAAUGGAGUCUGUACAAAUAUUCUACAUGUACAUAAACAGAAAUUAGUUAGCUAUGGAGGUAACUUUGAUUCAUACGUUAAGACUAGGUUUGAACAGGAAGAGAAUCAGAUGAAGAAAUACCAGUGGGAACAGGAUCAAAUUGCUCAUAUGAAGAACUAUAUAGCCAGGUUUGGUCACGGUAGCGCCAAACUUGCCAGACAGGCCCAGAGUAAAGAGAAGACACUACAAAAGAUGAUUGCUGCAGGUCUGACGGAGAAGGUCGAAUCAGACAAGACCCUAUCGUUCGAAUUCCCAGAAUGUGGUAAGGUCCCACCACCUGUUCUGAUGGUUCAAAAUGUAUCUUUCCGCUAUUCGGAUGACAAGCCCCUGAUCUACAAAGACGUUGAGUUUGGUCUGGAUUUAGACAGCAGGAUAGCCCUCGUAGGACCCAACGGAGCGGGCAAGUCCACCCUCCUCAAGCUCCUGGUCGGAGAGCUCCACCCGUCGGACGGACUCGUCAGGAAGAACUCGCAUCUCAGGAUAGGCAGGUACCAUCAGCAUCUCCAAGACCUGCUGGAUCUAGAAAUGACUGCCUUAGACUGGAUGCUGCAAUGUUUCCCUAAGAUUAAGGAUAGGGAAGAGAUGAGGCGGAUUAUAGGACGCUAUGGACUCACCGGCAAACAACAGGUGUGUCCAAUCCGUAACCUGUCUGACGGUCAGCGAUGUCGGGUCAUCUUCGCUUGGCUGGCUUGGCAGACUCCUCAUCUCCUCCUCCUUGACGAACCUACUAACCAUCUGGACAUCGAGACCAUCGAUGCCCUGGCAGACGCUAUCAACGGCUUCGAGGGAGGCCUUGUGCUAGUUAGUCACGACUUCCGACUCAUUAACCAGGUUGCAUCAGAGAUCUGGGUAUGUGAGAAGCAGGCGGUGACGAAAUGGAAAGGCGACAUCCUCUCGUACAAGAGUGCCCUCAAGAAGAAGAUCUUAAAGGAACAAGCCAGGGAAGCAGCCGCCGCUGCCGCUGGAAGAUAAGCUCACAUUCGCAACCGUCAAAAGAGGCCUGACCCCCCUCCCUCCCCUCCCUCCCUCCCUAGAAGAUGAAGUUGAGUUCUGGUCAUGCGAUUGCAUUGUGAAAGCAACAUUGUGGAAUCGAUCUGAAAAGGUUGAUUAACUAGCAUAUUGGUGUGUAAUGCAAGGUUCUCGAAAAUCAUCAAAAUGA
Messenger RNA from Strongylocentrotus purpuratus (purple sea urchin), 2311 nucleotides. Its product is annotated as ATP-binding cassette sub-family F member 2. Gene Ontology annotation, molecular function: ATP hydrolysis activity; ATP binding. Bases 292 to 2124 code for a protein of 610 amino acids. NCBI's taxonomy places the organism in Eukaryota, Metazoa, Echinodermata, Echinoidea, Camarodonta, Strongylocentrotidae. The record is from RefSeq and is a predicted model, not a curated record. The transcript has 13 exons.